AUGGAGCCAGAACCCACCAUCGAAGUGAACAUAGUUGCCCUCAGAUUACCCCCAUUUUGGGACAAGACCCCAGAGUUAUGGUUUGCGAAUAUCGAGGCCCAGUUUGCUAUCUCUUGUAUCACGAAAGACUGUACCAAAUACUACGUGGUCGUCUCCGCUCUCAAUUCCGACAUUUUGAACUAUGUGAGCGACAUCGUUCUCAAUCCACCUGCCAAAAACCAUUACAACACGCUUAAGACACAACUACUUGCCAAUUUCUCAGACUUGAAGCAAAGGCAAAUCAAAGCACUAUUCUCGGACAUCACAUUGGGAGAUGAAAAAUCAUCCCAUUUACUGAGAAAAAGGAAGCAAUUAGCCAACAACAAAUUGGGGAAGAUUCCUAAAAACCUUAUGGCUACAGCUACUGCCACAACAGACUCAGGCGAUCCUGGCAGCCUCCAACGACGGCUUAGAAAACUUAGCUACCAUGGCUGA
Molecule: messenger RNA, 474 nt
Organism: Centruroides sculpturatus (bark scorpion)
Lineage: Eukaryota; Metazoa; Arthropoda; Arachnida; Scorpiones; Buthidae
Exons: 1
Coding region: 1-474 (157 amino acids)
Source: RefSeq, a predicted model, not a curated record